AUGCGUACAUUCAUUUUAGUGACUUGUUUGGCCGUUGCCGCUGUGGCACGUCCCGAAGCAGGAUAUACAUAUAAUGCUAUACAACAACAGCAUCAAUUGGGAUUACCACAGAAUGCUCACCUACUUCAGCCCUUGGUACAUCAACAAUUACCACAAGAGCAGGAAUUUGCUACAUUUGGAGUACCACAAAUGAGUUAUAAUGCACCAACUGUUAACGCUGCACCACUCUUAACAAACCCAAACGAACAAUUAUCCUCACCAAUUGUACCAGAGGAUCCUGCCAUAUCACAAGCUUUACCAGUACAACAAGAUUCCUAUAAUAUGGCUUAUCAACACUCCUCCCUGCCACAUGAAAGUGGUUAUGCCUAUCAGCCAGCACCAACAAAAGUACAUAAACAUAUCUAUGUACAUGUGCCACCAAAAGAUUUUGAAGAAGAAGAUGCCAUUGAAACACGUGUACACCAUCAAGUUGGACCCAAACAGAAGCACUAUAAAAUUGUAUUCAUAAAGGCACCAUCAGCACCAGCUAUACGUGCACCAAUUGUAGCACCACCACCACAAAACGAAGAAAAGACACUCAUCUAUGUAUUGCAUAAGAAACCAGAAGCCGCACAAGAUAUUAUCAUACCCACUGCUGCACCAACUAAACCAUCCAAACCAGAAGUAUACUUCAUUAAAUACAAGACCAAGAAAGAGGAGGCACCAGUUUAUGGUCCACCACCAGUUGCUAUAGAAAUGGAUCCACGCAAUGCUGAUUCAGCUAUCAAUGCAGCACCAGCUGUUGAAGAUUUUGCACCUAUGGAAAAUGUUGAGUUAUCUGCACCCUUAACAACACUUCAACCAGCUGUAGAUGAACCACAGCCACAACAGUUUGUUAGUGAGUUACCAGCUGGUGUUUAUGGUGCACCCACAGCUUCUGCCUUAACCAAUGAUGAAAUACAAUCUACAGUGACUUUGCCAAAUAAUCAAUAUUUGGCACCAGAAUCAACACAAGCUGUGAUUGCCACUGAAGCGCCACAUGUCCCAGCGACCAAUUAUGGUCCACCAACAAGAUUUUUCAUAAAGAAACGCAAAUAAAUUAUUUGUGUAGAUUUUUUACAGGAUCUUUAAAAAAUUGUUCUAAUUAGUCAUUGUGUAUAUG
Messenger RNA from Teleopsis dalmanni, 1141 nucleotides. RefSeq lists its product as uncharacterized. The record is from RefSeq and is a predicted model, not a curated record. The transcript has 2 exons. Lineage: Eukaryota; Metazoa; Arthropoda; Insecta; Diptera; Diopsidae. Bases 1 to 1077 code for a protein of 358 amino acids.